CAGGAAUUAGUGAACAGUUUCAAAUGCAUUUAACAUUUUUUAUUUGUCCUGACAUGAAUGUUUUUCAUCAAUGAAAUGAUCGACGUGAGAAACUGUAUGUAAAGAACCGAGAGGAUGGAGGCUUUACAGGAGUCGAAUUAUUUCUUAGGAUCUAUGGAAAGAUUUCAUUGUUGGCAGAAAUAGGUACAAAAAGAUAUUCCUUAAAUCUCUGUAUGUUUGCAAGUAGUUUUAAAAAUCAGUUCUGCUCCGUUUCUGUUAUAAACAUCUAAUAACCACUAAAACCCAGACUAAAAUAAGACACGUUAAAGUUUUUAUCAUUGUUUAGACUAAAUGAAAAAGAGAUGUUUUCGUGGCAGCUAGCUGAAAUAAAAGUUUCAAUUCAGUUGUUUAAAAAUGUCAAUCUUAUUUCAGAUAAAUACCAAUUAAACACAAAAAAAGACAUUUAAAAUUAAAUGUAAAACUAAUUCAAAAUACUCCUGUCUUCUUCACAACAGAAACAUUGUUCAGGAUUUAAUAAUCAUAUGUUCUCGUCUGCAUGAAGGGCACCUGAAUACACAGAGUAUUAUUAUAAUUCACACAGAGCUGAGACUCUCAUCAGUUCAGUGUGAGGCAGCCUCUCAGCCAAUCAGGGGCCUCCUCCCGCUCCUGCCGCGCUGUGAUUGGCUGACAGACCCUCCCGUCCGCGGCAGCUUCUUCAGAUCGAGACGGAGUCGGACUGGAAGGAGCCAGAAAACAAACUCUUCAUCGUCUUCAGAUCAGUGAAGAUGAACAGCAGGAGUCAGGAGUGUGUGCACGAGCUCAGAUACCUCAGCUGGUUUAAGUUCAGACACGCCGGAUGUGGCUUCUCUGGUGGAUUUAUCUUCUUUAUUCCUGACAACCUCUUGUUACUAAAGUACUAAAGUUCUGCUAACUGUGUUUCGGUUCUUCAGAGUUUCAUUAAAAUGUUUUCUAGGUCUAUUUCUGGACGUAUCUCUUCACUAUGUGUGCUGCUGAGAAUCAAAGACGAGACAUGAUGUCUAUAAAAGCAAUAGUUCAGUUCAACAUGAAUGAGUUUGUUUCGUCAUCAGGUCAGGAGAAAUGUGUUUCUUCAUCAGUGUCUCAGUAAUGGAAGUGAAUGGGUGCCGUCAGAACCAGAGAAAAACAUCAGAAUAAUCCCCAGCGCUCCGGUCCAUCAGUGAAUAUCAGGAGAAGAUCAAACUAAUCCAGCCUUAAGAUGAUUUUAAUGUCUAAAUUAUGAGUCCAUAAACUCUUAAUAAGAACAUAAUAAGAGUUCUUAUGGAUAAUGGACUUGUAUUUUAGUUAAAGCGCUCAUCCUGACGGCACCCAUUCACUGCAGAGCAUCAGGUUCAUCUGAACUGUUGUUUUCAGCUGCAGGAGGUGGAUGUGUUGUUCUCAUUUAGACGGGUGUCUCUGGGUGCGUCGGUUUCGUGUUAAAAUAGACCAGAGUUGUCUUUAUUCAGACCUUCUACAAAUACACUCACGUCCAGCCAGAUCUGAACCGUCUCCUGAAGCAGCAGAUGUUCUUCAGAGCAGGAGGCUGAAGAUGAGCUGAUCUCCUGCUGAUCCAUCAAACAUGCAUUAGAGAGAUCACAUCUGGACAGUUAUGCUAAAAAAUUUAUCAAAUCAAAUAUACUUUUGAUUAUAUAUUUGAAUAUGUAUAACGAUUGGGCAAAAAUACACACACAUAUAUAUACAACAGAAAAUGGGCAAAAAUGAGUUGAUAGAAGAUCUAGAACUUCUCCGCUGUAUCUGUAGCUACAGACAACAAUACACUGUGAGUCAAAUCAUACAUUUCUCUUUUAUUCCAGAAAUCAUUAGGAUAUUAAGAUCUUGUUCAGUAAAGAUAUUUUGUACAUUUCCUACCAUAGUUGAAUCAAAUAUUUGUUCUUGAUUAGAAAUAUGCAUAGCUAACCACUUCAUUUGGACAACUUUACACAUUAGAUGCUAGAUUUUUAAAUACUUAUAUCUCAGCCCACACACACGUGUGUAUUCUAGAUCUUCUAUCAUUUUAACAACAAGAUACAAAAUACCGAAAGAUAAAAAAUCAAAUCAAAUAACCGUGUUUGUAGUCAUUAUUAUAGAAAAACACCUACAACCUGUAUUGUGUUAUUAUGCAGUUCAUUCUCUGUAUUCCAGCUCACAUGAUGCUCUGUGUGAGGAACAGACUGGAUAUUAAAUGAUUAAUUGUUUGAGUUUCGUAUGACGUGAUGUGUGUCUGUUCAUCUCACGAGCGUCUGAGGGUGACCUCAUUUCAAGGCUGGUCGUGAUGUCUUUUUUUGAUGCUGUGAAGCUGGAGGAUCUGAAUCUGGAUCAGGAUCUCAGGAUGAUGAGUCCGAGCCGUGUUUCUUGAUGAUGUAUGAUCUCCUGCGUGCAAUGAUGUGUUGUUCGAUCGAUUCUCAGCGUGACUUCAGGAACUGUGAAGACACUAUCGAUCCCAAUCACGGAAGGUCAGAGUCUUACGUUCCUCAGGAGUCCUGGAACACACUCCAGAAAUCAGCACAAAUACCUGGAGGUUCUUACUGGAGAUGCACAAAUAGAUUCAAUUCAAUGCUAAAGACAAGGAAGAUAUCUGUGAAAGGGGUCACAAAAAAUCAACUUCGUUCAAAGGCCUUUUUCUCCUCACCCCAGCACAGAUAUUUGUUUUUGGUUCAAGCAUAAACCAUGAUCUUGUCAUUGUGCUUUUCCAGUAAAUGUAUCUGGAUUCAAGACUCCUUAAAGGUUUGUACUAGAAAACAAGACAGAAAUGCUUGUUUAUAAAAUCACUGAACUUUAUGAUUGCACUGUAAAAUAUUAUUUUCUUAGUAUCUUGAGUAUUUUCUAAUAUAAAUAUCUACACAUUCUUGAAUCAUUUGCGUGACAAGAUAUUAAGUCUUGUUUUUAAAAGCAAAUUAUACAAAUUUUGUUUGUUUUUGCAUAAAUCAAGCAAAAAUAUCUUAAUUCAAAGGUUAAACAAAUUUUUUUGGCCCCAUAAACAGAUGUUUUUGCUUGUUUUAAGCAAAACAAAAAUCAGAAAACAAGACAAAAACACUAAGGAAGAUGAUUUGCAGUGUGUCAGUGUUUCUAGAGUCUCUGGUUAAUAUCUGUGUGUUUUCACAGUCAUGUUUAACAAGGUUUUUCUAAAUUGUCUUGGUUCUGAUCAUAUUUUUAGAGUUCAUCUCAACUCAUGUAUUUAUGUUUUGCAGUAAAGAGGAGGCAGUUGCCAUGGAGACAGAGUUGCUAAGGGAUUAUGGUUUCAGACGGCAACAGCUGACAGAGAUGCUGGGACACGCGUGUGCGACCGCCAUCGCAAAGGUGUUUCCGCUAGAGUCUCUGGAGAAGCGUCAGCCAACGAUUCUGGUGCUCUGUGGUCCAGAUCAGAACGGCUGUGUGGGUCUGGCCUGUGCUCGUCACCUGCGUGUGUUUGAAUACAUCCCCACUGUCUUCAUCCCCAAGCGCUCCUCAGAUGCUCUUCAUCAGGAUCUCAUUCUUCAGUGUGAGCGGAUGGACCUGCCGUUCCUGUCCUACCUGCCCACUGAGGUGCAGCUGAUCAACGAUGCGUAUAACCUGGUUGUGGACGCGGUUCUGGGUCCAGAAACUGAUUUGGCGUCAGUCGGAGAGCCGUUUACCGGAGUCCUGCAGACACUACGAGGACUCAGAGUGCCCAUCGUCAGCCUGGAUAUCCCGUCAGGCUGGGACACAGACGAGUCCAGCUCAGACCGGAUCAGUCCUGCUCUUCUGGUUUCUCUGAUGACCCCAAAGCAAUGCGCCCUGAGAUUCUCCGGGUCACACUUCCUGGCCGGACGCUUCCUGCCCUUUGACCUUCAGAGGAAGUACAAGCUGAACCUGCCCAAGUUCCCCGGGACAGACGCUGUGGUCCAGCUGUGAUCCGCUCCAUCAAUGUCUUACGGCUCGUUUCCACUGAGCGGUACGGUACGCAACGCAAUUAUGUCCAUUUCCAUUGUGAAUGGUACUAAAAUAUAUAAAAUAGAAAACCGUACUGUACCAAUUUUUUGGUACCCUUCCAUAAGGGGCACAGCACAGCACAGCACAGCCUAGCACAGCAAAGCUAAACUCACUGCAGAACCUGAUUUUUUCACUUUUGCGCGAUACAAAGGCAUCCCCUUCACUUGUUCUCUGUCCGUGAGUUCAUUUACGUUGGCUUAUUUACACAAAAAUAUAACAGAAAAAUAUAAUAUUUUCACAUAAUUGUUUCUCAAGAUGUGUUCUUUUUGACUUGUAAACUUCCUUGGCCAAAAACUCGUUAAAUUUCAAAAUCUUACUAUUAUUGCGUCAUGACGUAUAGGUUGAAGAGUUUUAAAACUAUGCUGAUUUCGUAGCUCCAGGCGGUCACCUCAGCUCAGUGUUUAUGUAAUUUUUUCUAACACAAAGUUAUACCUUUGUAUAUUUAUUUUGAACUUGUUAUCGUUGAUCUCACACACAUCUAUCAAGUAAAGGUACCGAUGGCAGUGGAAACCCAAGGGAGGUCUGUACUGUACGGCUCAGUGGAAACGAGUAAGACACACGCUCGUCUGGUGUUCAAGGAUUAUUCAAUUCCAAAAUAUAAAUUCUGUCUUCAUUUACUCGCUCUCUGCUUGUUCCAAAUCAAUAUGAGUUUCUUUCCUCUGUUGAACACAAAGAUGUUUUUUUGAAUAAUGCUGGUAUCCAAACAGUAGAUGAGAACCAUUGAUAUCCAGUCAUUUUUUCCUACUGGUCAGAGCCAAUUUAUUUAUUUAGCACUUAACACCAUUCUGAUUACAGUAUUAGACAGAAAAAUAGUGUCAAUAAGAUGCCAUUCUUUUUACGAUGUCACAAGUACAUAGUAUUUUAGGAGUAGUGUUCCCAGUUCUAGCGGAUCUAAUUAAUGCAGCCUAAAAAUCCUUUAACGGAUUUGAAUAAUAAAAGUGUG
Puntigrus tetrazona (Sumatra barb) is the source of this 4885-nucleotide messenger RNA. Its product is annotated as yjeF N-terminal domain-containing 3-like. The record is from RefSeq and is a predicted model, not a curated record. The transcript has 6 exons. NCBI's taxonomy places the organism in Eukaryota, Metazoa, Chordata, Actinopteri, Cypriniformes, Cyprinidae. The coding region runs from base 3172 to 3864 and encodes 230 amino acids. Gene Ontology annotation, molecular function: NAD(P)HX epimerase activity. Gene Ontology annotation, cellular component: mitochondrion.